CCUGGAUAUGAGUUCCAGGUCUGCUGCACAUCUGCUCAUGUUGGGUGGGGAUUCAAGCUAGACUGGAGCACAGAACACCUGGAUUAACUCUGCUCUGGUUCCUUGUCUGUGUGCCAGCACUUCCUGUUUUUAAAGAUCCUGUUUACUGUCUGCAUUCCAAAUAUCCCAGGAAGGUGGGAGGAUGGGAAGAAACAUGGAAAGAAAAGUAAACAGCAUUAUUUAAGGUUUACACAUACGAACCACUGCUUGAAAAGCUUGAAGUCCAAAGUUAUCCCACGAGUUAAAGAUGCCUCCGCGGCCGUCAUCGGGUGAACUAUGGGGCAUCCACUUGAUGCCCCCCAGGAUCCUGGUGGAGUGUCUCCUCCCAAAUGGAAUGAUAGUGACUCUAGAAUGCCUCCGUGAGGCCACCUUACUGACUAUUAAACAUGAACUCUUUAAAGAAGCAAGGAAGUACCCUCUCUAUCAGCUCCUUCAAGAUGAGUCUUCUUACAUUUUUGUAAGUGUUACACAAGAAGCGGAGAGAGAAGAGUUUUUCGAUGAAACACGGAGACUGUGUGACCUGCGACUGUUUCAGCCUUUCCUAAAAGUUAUUGAACCAGUAGGUAACAGAGAAGAAAAGAUUCUUAAUAGAGAAAUAGGUUUUGCUAUUGGCAUGCCUGUCUGUGAGUUUGACAUGGUCAAAGAUCCAGAAGUACAAGACUUCAGAAGAAACAUUCUCAAUGUCUGCAAAGAAGCCGUGGAUCUGCGGGAUGCCAAUGCCCCGCACAGCAGAGCACUCUAUGUCUAUCCUCCAAAUGUGGAGUCCUCAGCUGAGCUCCCCAAACACAUAUACAACAAGCUAGACAAAGGGCAAAUUAUAGUGGUGAUUUGGGUAAUAGUAUCACCAAACAAUGAUAAGCAGAAAUACACCCUAAAAAUCAAUCAUGACUGUGUGCCUGAGCAAGUUAUUGCUGAAGCAAUUAGGAAGAAAACUCGAAGUAUGUUGCUGUCGUCUGAACAACUGAAACUUUGUGUCUUGGAGUACCAGGGCAAAUAUAUUUUAAAAGUCUGUGGCUGUGAUGAAUACUUGCUAGAAAAAUGUCCACUGAGCCAGUAUAAGUACAUAAGGAGCUGCAUCAUGCUUGGCCGCAUGCCCAACCUGAUGCUGAUGGCCAAGGAGAGCCUGUACACGCAGCUGCCCCUGGACACCUUCACCAUGCCAUCCUACUCCAGGCGCAUCUCCACCGCCACGCCCUACAUGAACGGAGAGGCCACCACCAAAUCCCUCUGGACCAUCAACAGUGCUCUCAGAAUAAGGAUCCUCUGUGCAACCUAUGUAAAUGUGAACAUUAGAGACAUAGACAAGAUCUAUGUUAGGACAGGUAUUUACCAUGGAGGUGAACCUUUGUGUGACAAUGUGAAUACUCAGAGGGUACCUUGUUCUAAUCCCAGAUGGAAUGAGUGGCUGCUGUAUGACAUGUACAUUCCUGAUCUCCCACGUGCUGCUCGGCUCUGCCUCUCCAUCUGCUCUGUUAAAGGCCGGAAGGGUGCUAAGGAGGAGCAUUGUCCAUUGGCUUGGGGAAAUAUAAACAUGUUCGAUUACACAGACACUCUGGUAUCUGGGAAAAUGGCUUUGAAUCUUUGGGCAGUACCUCAUGGGCUGGAGGAUUUGUUGAAUCCUAUUGGUGUUACUGGAUCAAAUCCAAAUAAGGAAACUCCAUGUUUGGAGCUGGAAUUUGAUUGGUUUAGCAACCCUGUAAAGUUUCCAGAUAUGACAGUGAUUGAAGAACAUGCAAAUUGGACAAUUUCACGGGAACUGGGAUUCAACUACAGCUACGCAGGGCAGAGUAACAGAAUAGCUCGGGACAGUGAACUAACAGAGAGUGACAAGGAGCAACUGCGAGCCAUUUGUACCCGAGACCCUCUGUCUGAAAUCACUGAGCAAGAGAAGGACUUCCUCUGGAGACACAGACACUAUUGUGUGAAUACUCCAGAAAUUCUACCCAAAUUACUUUUGUCCGUCAAGUGGAAUUCUAGAGAUGAAGUGGCCCAGAUGUACUGUUUGGUGAAGGAUUGGCCCUCAAUCAAACCAGAGCAAGCCAUGGAGCUCCUGGACUGCAAUUACCCAGACCCCAUGGUGCGAGCUUUUGCAGUUCGCUGUCUGGAGAAGUCCCUGACAGAUGACAAACUGUCUCAGUACCUAAUCCAGCUGGUACAGGUUCUGAAAUAUGAGCAGUAUUUAGAUAAUCAGCUUGUGAGAUUUUUACUCAAGAAGGCACUGACCAAUCAAAGGAUAGGACACUUCUUCUUUUGGCAUUUAAAGUCUGAAAUGCACAACAAAACUGUCAGUCAGAGGUUUGGUUUACUUCUCGAGUCCUACUGUCGAGCAUGUGGCAUGUACUUGAAGCACCUGAGCAGGCAGGUGGAGGCCAUGGAGAAGUUGAUUAACCUCACAGAUAUUCUCAAGCAGGAAAAAAAGGAUGAGACCCAGAAGGUACAGAUGAAAUUUCUUGUAGAACAAAUGAGACGGCCAGAUUUCAUGGAUGCCUUGCAAGGCUUUAUCUCUCCUCUUAAUCCUGCACAUCAGCUGGGAAACCUUCGGCUUGAGGAGUGCAGGAUAAUGUCAUCUGCAAAAAGGCCGCUGUGGUUGAACUGGGAAAACCCAGAUAUUAUGUCUGAAUUGUUAUUUCAGAACAAUGAGAUAAUAUUUAAAAAUGGAGAUGACUUACGUCAGGACAUGCUGACACUUCAGAUAAUUCGAAUUAUGGAAAACAUCUGGCAAAAUCAGGGUCUUGAUCUUCGGAUGUUGCCUUAUGGCUGUUUGUCGAUCGGUGACUGUGUGGGACUCAUCGAGGUGGUGAGGAGCUCUCACACCAUCAUGCAGAUUCAGUGUAAAGGAGGCUUAAAAGGAGCACUGCAGUUCAACAGCCAUACAUUGCACCAGUGGCUCAAGGACAAGAACAAAGGAGACAUGUAUGAUGCAGCUAUUGACCUGUUUACACGUUCUUGUGCUGGCUACUGUGUUGCCACCUUUAUCCUGGGCAUUGGUGACCGCCACAACAGCAACAUCAUGGUCAAAGAUGAUGGGCAACUGUUUCACAUUGACUUUGGGCACUUCCUCGAUCACAAGAAGAAAAAAUUUGGUUACAAAAGAGAGCGUGUGCCAUUUGUCUUAACACAAGACUUCUUAAUAGUGAUUAGUAAAGGAGCCCAAGAAUGUACCAAAACGAGGGAGUUUGAAAGGUUUCAGGAGAUGUGUUAUAAGGCUUACCUGGCAAUUCGGCAGCACGCCAAUCUCUUCAUCAAUCUUUUCUCCAUGAUGCUUGGCUCAGGAAUGCCAGAACUGCAGUCCUUUGAUGAUAUUGCUUACAUUCGAAAGACCCUUGCAUUGGACAAAACUGAGCAGGAGGCUCUUGAGUACUUCAUGAAGCAAAUGAAUGAUGCUCACCAUGGUGGCUGGACAACAAAAAUGGACUGGAUCUUCCACACAAUAAAGCAACACGCUUUGAACUGAACUGACAGCAAAGAAAACAAGAACUGAUACCCCACUCGUGGGUACUGCACUGUUAAUACCCAUUAGCAGCAAAGACUGGUUGCAUAGGAAUUGCACAAACCAUGAACAACAUUAGAAUUUAUGGCAAGAAAAGAGAUGAAUUGUUCGGACAACUGUUGGAAAAUAAUGUAAAACAGGGUUUCAGAUAGCACUAAAAUGAUAAACUUCAAAAAUUAAGCUUUAGUACGAUGUGUGCAGGGACCUCGACAAAUUAGAGAGAUGGGCAAUCACCAAGUGUGUGACGUUUAACAAGGGCAAGUGCCAGAUUCUGCACCUGGAAUGGGGCAAUCCUGGUUGUGUGUAUGGACUGGGGAGUGAGAGGCUGGGCAGCAGCUGCAGAAAGGGACCUGGGGGUCCUGGUCGAUGGCAAGUUGAACAUGAGCCAGCAGUG
Molecule: messenger RNA, 3923 nt
Organism: Ficedula albicollis (Collared flycatcher)
Lineage: Eukaryota; Metazoa; Chordata; Aves; Passeriformes; Muscicapidae
Gene: PIK3CA
Product: phosphatidylinositol-4,5-bisphosphate 3-kinase catalytic subunit alpha
Exons: 21
Coding region: 287-3493 (1068 amino acids)
Biological process (GO): phosphatidylinositol 3-kinase/protein kinase B signal transduction; phosphatidylinositol-mediated signaling; cell migration
Cellular component (GO): phosphatidylinositol 3-kinase complex, class IA; plasma membrane; phosphatidylinositol 3-kinase complex, class IB
Molecular function (GO): 1-phosphatidylinositol-4-phosphate 3-kinase activity; 1-phosphatidylinositol-3-kinase activity
Source: RefSeq, a predicted model, not a curated record